This is a messenger RNA of Symbiodinium pilosum, 6819 nucleotides long. Lineage: Eukaryota; Dinophyceae; Suessiales; Symbiodiniaceae. The record is from the annotation of a GenBank genome assembly.
AUGGCAUUCUUCAGCCGCACACAGGGUGGUACGUGGGGCGGAGCUCAGGGCGGAGCGCAGGGCGGAGCUUGGGGAACUGGCAGCCCAGUGGCGCAAAGCUAUGGGAACCCCACCCCUGGCCUGCCCAGCCGGGGUUUUGGCCAGCCUGUGACGGGCGGUUUCUUCAAUGACCAUGCAUCCAACAGCGGCCAGCUUCUUGGUUUUCAAGCGCAAGAUGUUGCAAACCAACCAGAGCUGGCUGCCCGAUCCGGCUGGGGUGGGUUUUCGUCAAGGAUGUUUGGCCCUAGUUCGACAAGUUUGCAGCCAAUCAGCGAGCAGGCCACGUGGCAACCUUCAACAACUGGGUCUGGUGCAGCUGGCGGAUUUGUCGGCCAGGAUGUGGCUGCUGGAGGGCAAUUGCAAGGUUGGUCCAUGAAUCCGCCGCAAUUGCAGACUGGCAUGGGGGCUACCAGGCGCUCGGCUCCUUCUUUUUCCGGGUUUUCCAGCAGCAUGAACAUGAUGGGCUCUCAGCUCUUGGCUGGCAGACGACCAAUGCUGGGAGGUUAUCCGGGACGGACGAUGGGCCAGGGCUUCGUGCAGCUACCGGUUUCUGAGGCAAAGCGCAAGGGCUGUGAUGGGCACAUGCCGGGCAGGGCCCUGUUGACAGUUGCGCGCCUGCUCUACCUCUUUGACACGAUUGGAGGCUUGCUCAUGGGCGUUGUGGCAUUUCUUGGAUGGUACUGUGCGAAGAAGGGCAUGGAUAUCACUUUGACAAGCUUAUGGGGUGUUGCGAGUGCAUUGCUGUUUAUGUACGACUUCUUUGGGGCCCUCACGGGCGCCUUGGUGAACACCUUCAAGCUUGAUUUCAUUAGAGUGGCAGUCCUCCUUGCUCUCCCACUUACGGACUUUCUAGCUGGCAGCUUCGCAUGGGAGCUCUUCAAGGAGCAUGAAAGAAAUGGCGGCCUUCUCAAGCCGCUCUUUGGAGGAGGACUUCCCACAGUGCAACGCUUGGAUGAGGAGCACGGCAGACUCAAGUUCGCGGCGGAGGGCCCAGCCCAGUAUCUGCCACGAGAGCACUACCAGGCGUACCCUCCUCCCACUGGCAACCUUCCUGGCCAGGAUUGGAGCGACCCUGGCUUCGGCCGUUGCUGCUGGCUGCCUCCGGCGCUGAGCAUGCAAGCUCUUCUUUGGCGCUGCCUCGCGACAUUGACAGACCCAGAGGCAGAGCGGAUGUUCCUAGGAGCGCAGGAGAUGAUGUCUCAGGGAUCAGGCCAAGCAAGCUUUGCCAGCGACGGGCAAACUUGGGUGGUGCAAGAGGAUGGGCUGUUCCGUGCUGCAUUCGGAGCUCAUGUGGCUGAGCCAUGGAACCGCGAGCGGCUCUAUCUUCAGCUGGAACGGUCUGUCCUGGCCAAGCCAGGGCAUUCGGACGAGCGUGGAGAACAACUACGAGCUGAUGAAGAUCGUGAGAUGCUGGGUUCAAAUCUCUGUGCACCGCGACUCAAUCCUCUAGAGGAAGUGUAUUGGUUGAACAAGCUGAGCCUUCGUUUUCGGUCACAGGUGAAAUCGAAAAGGCGCCAUUUGGUGGCCAGUCAGCUUUACGAGCUGCGGCUCGACGUUUGCCGAAUCUCCUUAUUCCAGAUUCCUUUGGCUUCAAGAGACUUGGCAAGAAAGCUCACCUCUUUGGAUGCCCUGGAGAGCCGAGAGACACGCGUAGCAGGUGAACUGCAGGAGCUGUUCCAUCGAUAUCAGAAGGAGAUGGAAAGCCACGUGGUCACACAGCUGGACAGCCGUUUGGACUUGUUGGUGGAUCGCGGUAAAGGAUGGCGGGCGGCGCUGGCUGAGGAUCGGCUGAAGCUCGCCAAGCGACUGAUGCUGAUGCGCAAGCUGCCCGAGAGGCUUACCGAAGAAGAUCUGCCGCACAGGCGUGAUGAAAAGGAGGUGCUGUUCGAAUCCAUUUGCAAGAGUCUGUAUGGCAAGUGGCAGUUGCACAUGGUCAAGACAUCCCCCUGCUGGACCUGCAAAAAGUCCCAGCAGCUCAUCGAACCGAACCUUUCGCUUCUUCACACGCUUGCUGUGGAAACGCGACACGGGGAUCAGACUGUUUCGCGGCACGGAGAGAAGAACGGAACUGAGGAUCGAGUGCAAAACAAGUGGGACAUGGCCAAGCGCGGCCCAGGCCAGCCAUCCUACCGCUUCGAACUUUCGCCCACCAUAGAGUUGACGUCUGCAGAGGCCUUGCGGUCUCGUGCUUUCGAUGGGAUCGUUGGAGAUGCAGAUGCUUCCGCGGCCGCGGAGGAGUUGAGCCGCAGACAACUAGCCAGCCGAGCCCGAGUUCGUGUGGAGUGCCGCGUUAGUGAUCGGGUUGUUGGGCGAAGCCCUUCAAUGCCCCUCAGUUGGGACACCAACAGCACCUCCUCAGCCGCAUCAUUGUUGGAGGAGGUUCCAGGAACUGUGCCCGGAGCACCUGAUUCUGUGCGGCCCGCGCACAGCUUUAACCUUGCAGUGCACGUGAUGCCCCAGAAUAUCUCUUUGCUGGUCUAUGUUUCGGCAGGAGGCCUACUGCCGCGCUGGCAGGCAGCGCGAGAGGUUCAGCUGGACAUCCCCAGCCCCGAGGGCAGAAGAGUGACACACGCUGCAGUUCUGGAUCAGCGACUCCUUUUCGGGCCAGGUUUCGAUGACCCGAGUGAGGAAGACGGGCUUCUGCUGCAGACUUUCAAAGGUGAGCUGGCAGUGUGCGUCUCCUGGCCUGGUGGAGGUAGAGGUGACUUUGUCGUGCCCCCGCCUGCGCCGUUGAAUGCUGAAGGCCAGCCCGCCAGCUUGAAGUGUUUGCCCUGCUUCAGCUCUGGGUCUCCCGUUUCGCAGAAGCAGGAGGUUAAGCCUGAAGAGGAGUUGGACAGGAUGCGCCUCGAUCCCCAGGCACCAGCAGCCGGAGAUGUUACUGCCGAAUACUCUGGGUUGAAGGGACACGAGACAGCGCGGCUUGAAGAAGCACACUUGUGUCGUCGGCGCAAGACAGCACUUGGUGAUUUGCAGGCGGGCUCCCCUAUGCGCGGGCUGCGCGUGGAGAAAUUGCUGCAGCGAAUGGAGCGGGAAGGCAUGGACUCCGAGCGGCUUCUGGUGCCUGGCUUUGAGCACGAGGUGAAGAUGGAGAAGCAGGAGAAACAGGAGCAAGAAGCAGCAGAUGCCAAGGCUGGAAAGCAAAAGGAGAGCGUGUAUCAGAUGGACUUCCGCAAGCGGAUUGAGGAAAGAACACGUAAGCUGGCUAUGGUGAAGACCCACAUGUCUUACAAGAGUAUUGUCCGCGAAUAUGGGGAGGAGGCGGAGGAAGGCAACCUACUUGAGCUUCUGGAACGCUUUCAGAAGAUAUUCCAGCCGAAGAGAACCUUGCGUCCAGCGGGAAGCCGCCGGAGAUUUGAAAGCAGCGUGAAAAGUAUUCGGGUCCACAUUUCGGUGGCAAAGGUUUACGACGCCCCGAUGCGCUGGCAGCAAGAUGCGCAAGCGCAGUCUGCCCCGCCACCGCUGAUGGAAGGCUUCCCGGGUUUGCAGACCUUCGGUGGAGGAGGUUUUCAGCGGCCACAACAGCUCGGAAGCCCUCUCAUCGGCUCAGCAGAGGGCGUGUUUGGUGCUAUGCCUCCUGGAAUACAGAGCCAGCAGCUACCAGAGAUUGUCAUUGAGAUGACUCUUCAGGAUUUCCACGGCAAUUUGCUCUUCAAGCGGACUGACCGCGCUCAGCAGUCUACAGAUCCGGACAUCAACCAGAUCCUGGAGAUUCCCCUGCAUGCAGCUCUGGAGCUAACCCAGGAAAACUUGAUAAAGUACAGUGGAGAGCUCACCAUAAACGUCUUCGACGAGCUCUCGCAAAGGCUGCCCGGAAGUGGCCAGGACGUGCGAGUGCGAACACAACUACGCCAUCUUGGAAAGUUCGUACUACCUUGGGAUACCCUGUAUGCUGCCAAGUGCAGCGUCAAGGGGCAUUUCCGUGUCGAUCAGCACGUGGUGCUUUUUGGGUACCGCCCGAAGACAGAGAAGCAGCGACAAAGUGUGCAAGCUGCGCCAGGAGGCAGCACAGUGCCUCCGCCGCCCCCGCCUGCCAACCAAGCCCCGCCGAAGGCAAUGUAUCUUGGUCUAGAUGUCACAGUCGACCCUCCGCUGGAGCACCCCACAAGAUCACCUUCAGAUCAAUUGAGCUGGCUUGCCUGGACCCAUCCCAUCCUUUGCUCCCCGCUGGUGGCCAAGGAAGUGGCACGAGUUGCUGAAGUCGAGGCAUGCGUCAACGUUGGCGUGCAGGUCGUGCAUGCGGGCCGUGUGGAGGCGCCAGCUCUGGUGGAUGGCUUGGUCAGUUUUGAGCAUCCGCUGCUGUCGGUUGGAGAGCAAGGCAAGCUCUAUUUCAACUGGUAUCCUCGCGUUGGGAACAGACGUGGACGGGCGCUCGCGUUUGAUUUGCCGGACCCGCUAGCAUUUGUCUGCACGCCUGGCUCAAAAGCCUCCACGUUCCCCGAUGGCGACUUUCUGCAACGGUGCACAGACCAGGAGUUUCUCGACAUUCAGUGUGGAGAUUGGGAGGAGCACUGCAUCCUGCUCUGCAACUUUUUCAACUACAUUGACCGCUAUCGGCGCGAGUCUGUAGGUGGGUACAGCACCACAGACAUACAGUCAUACUGCGUGAUCUGCGAUUUGGUGCCAGAAGGUGAAGCAGUGGUGGUAUUGCGAAUGGUGCUCCUGCAAGUUGACUUUGGCGUUGCGGUGCCGAGGGCAGAGAAUGGCGUGACUGUUCUCCUGGCCCAUAGCGCUAACUUUGAGAUGCAGACCUGGGCAUCUGCCUCGCUCUGUGGCCAGACACCUCAGAUCCAGCUUUGGCGCCUCCGCCCGCCGCCACGGACGCCGCAGACAUUUGCGGCACGCAAAGUGCGACGGCCUGUGCCGCGACAGGCAGAGGCACAGGCAACACCGGCGCCAAGCACUUCUAAGCCUGGACCAGUUACUCUUUGGACGCUGCUGGCCAUUUCAUGCUUGAACCUCAUGAGCUUCACGGCAAUGUAUCCGAUUACCCCAAAGCUGAUGAUACGUUAUUCUAUGAAGUCAGAAAUUGGUGUGGGUCUGGUCGCGUCCUCUUUCGCACUGGGUCGUUUUCUCACGACCUCUUGCUGGCCGAUUCUUGGUCGUAUGGUUAGGGGCAUCUCUGGAAUGUUCAGCGGAAUUGUGCCUGUGGUCAAAGCGUACAUUGUGGAUGCCUUUGACGCAGAGGAGGUGCCCAAGGUGCUGGCAUACCGAGAAGCUGCCGGAACAAUGGCGUUCAUUAUUGGCCCAGCUCUUGGGGGUGCCUUAGCUUCCAGGAUACUUUCAGCCCCCAUGUUUUUCUCCGCCUGCACGGGAGCAAUCGCAGCAGCAUUGGCGUUAAAAGUUCUACCGGAGCCCACGCAGAGAAGGAGUGGGAGAGGGCCAAAGAAGCCCACCACUUCAGCCGGGAGAAGAUCUCCUGUUCUGGCUGUAACCUUGCUGUUCUGCUCGUUCGUGUGGGCCUGUACCAGGACUUGCUUCCAUGCAUACUUCCCCCUCCUCCUGGCUCGCCGCUAUGCGCUUGCGCUCACAAACUUGGGAGCAGUUCUGACAGGCAUCUCCCUGACAAUUGCUGCUGUGCAGAUUGCUGGCUUUGAGAAGUGCCGGCAGAGACACGGCCUGGAAGUUACUAUGGUUCUGGGCGCUUUGCUGGUUCUAGCUGGGCUGGGCGCACUCUUCAGCCUGCCCGUCGGCACUUCCCUUGCAGGUGUCUUCAUCUGUGGAGCCGUCUAUGGCGCAGGCUGUGCACUGGUUUCGCCGGCUCUGCCCUCGCUGCUAGUACAAACUGCACCGCCGGGCCGAUGUGGAGCCCUUCUGGGCAUAGAUUCCGCCAUCGUGAACUUUGGACGUAUUGUCGCGCCAUCCGUCUUUGGUUUGCUAUAUCGAAGUGAUCAGGAGCUGACCCGGACCAUUUUUGUGGCCAAGGUUGUCACAGUCACCAGUACGGUCUGCUUCUUGGCUUUAUUUCUGAAGCGCCGCCACGCUGCCGACGAUGGUGGAGAGAAACCAGACCCCGGGCAGGCAUCAGUGCUCAAGGCACACCUGCAGAUCAUUGGUUGUGAGAGGGCCAAGAGCGCCCAGAAAGGGGUCGCAGCGUUGUCCUGGGACCUUGAUGAUACGAGCUGGAAGCCGCUCUUCGUCCAUGGCCGUGAAGAGUUGAGGCGCUUGUCAGGUUUCCCUCCAGAUCCAAAAGGUGAGGACGACGCAGCGCUGCAAGACCCAUCGAGAGACUGGCGUUUGGAGGACCCAUCUCAAGCCCUCAAGUACCAGCCGAAAGAUGAGCCUCAGGCUGCACGGCUGGAGAACAUUUUCCAGCUUCAGCUCGAGCAAGAUGUCAUUGACCAUCGAGCUGGCUUGAAAGGUACCAUCGUGAAGGACAGCAGAAGCACGAAGUUCAACCACGUCAUUGCUGACAGGCUGGGCCAGCUGCUGGAAGGAUUGGAGACGCUUUCCAACUGUUCUCGGCGCAGCAGCUACGAGUCUGGCUUUCCACUAAAGUCACAUGCAACACCACCUGUGACUUUAGAGGCCAUCGAGGCCCAAAUGCACGAAAUCGAGAACGAUUUCCGAAGGAUGGGGCGGCCUGGGCGGAGUGUCUUCGGCCUGCCCUUCAAUGAGCCGUACAAAGACUACAGCCUCAUCUGGGAUGCCAUCAGCCAGUCCCGCAUCUUGGAGCUGGGCGGGGACCAAGCGGACUACGCGCUCAAGGUCAGAGUGUUUCCGUAUGCUGCUGGGGUGCUGAGUAUUUGGGUCUUCAUUGCCGCCGCAAUGGAUGUGGAUUGA